Plasmopara halstedii is the source of this 1626-nucleotide messenger RNA. RefSeq names its product Cytochrome P450. Gene Ontology annotation, molecular function: heme binding; oxidoreductase activity, acting on paired donors, with incorporation or reduction of molecular oxygen; monooxygenase activity. The transcript has a single exon. The record is from RefSeq and is a predicted model, not a curated record. Bases 1 to 1626 code for a protein of 541 amino acids. Lineage: Eukaryota; Oomycota; Peronosporomycetes; Peronosporales; Peronosporaceae.
AUGAAAGCUGUCUCGGAUCUGCUCGGCAUUAAAAAUGACGUGGCCAUCACCGUCACUACUGCAGUAGCUGUGAGUGUAGGACUGACGCUGUUAGUGCGUCACUCAGGAAAUCGCAAAUCCAGUAAAUAUGUGAGGUUACCGCCCAUGCCUUCGAGCACUCUUCCAAUCUUGAAAAACAUUCUGGACGUUGGAGGCCACGCUGAACGCUUUCACGAUUGGCUUAAUGAACAAUCCAUCGCGUUUGACAACCGACCAUGGUUAUUUUCGAUACCAGGUCGUCCUUCUACUAUUGUACUAUCUUCUGCGGAGUUCUUUGAGGACGUUCUGGUGCUUCAAGAUGACGUUUUCUUGCGUGGUCCCGUCGGACAAUUUAUCAGCUAUGACAUAUUUGGCAACGGGAUGGUCAUCUCUGACGGGGAUCCUUGGUACUACCAUCGAAAGACAGCAAGCCACUUGUUCUCUAUGCAGAUGAUGAGAGAGGUCAUGGAAUUAACGAUUCUUGAAAAGGUAAGCGACUUUUUAGAUGUCUUGGAUAUCUACUCGAAACGAGGCCAAAGCUUUAGUAUGAAAAAAGAACUGAGUCAUUUCACCAUGGAUGCUAUUGCGAAAAUUGGAUUUGGAAUAGAUAUGAACACCUUGAAAAGUAGCCCAGAUCGGGAAGAUGACCACGAAUUUUUGAAUGCUUUUAAUGAAGGAUCUGUGGCUUUCGGUGUGCGUAUUCAAUCGCCACUUUGGCUCUGGAGACUUAAAAAGUUUCUGAAUGUUGGGUGGGAGAAGAUCUUGAUGAAAAACACUAAGAUCAUGCACGAAUUCAUUUCUAAAGUUAUCGUCGACUCUAUUAACAAGAAGGCAGAACUCGCGGAAAGAGGUGAAACGAUGGAAGCUAAGGACCUUAUCACGCUGUUUCUUGACAAAAAAUUGAAGCAAACCGACGACAUGCACAUUGAAGACGAUGAUGCGACCAUUAUGCGAGAUAUGGUCAUGACUUUUGUCUUUGCUGGAAAAGACUCGACAGCUCACAGCAUGGGCUGGUUCAUAGUCAACAUGAACCGCUACCCUGACGUGUUGCACAAAAUUCGUGAAGAAAUCAUGAAGACGAUACCCGGUCUGUUUACAGGAGAAAUCAAGGUUCCUACGCAAACUCAAAUCCGCAAUCUUGUGUACUUGGAAGCCGUGGUGAAGGAAAACAUCCGACUCCACCCGUCUACUGGAUUUAUAGUACGUGAAGCCAUGCAAGAUACAACCUUAAUCGACGGUACUUUUGUCAAAAAGGGACAGACGAUCAUGCUUUCGUCUUACUGUAACGCCCGCAACAAGAAGAUGUGGGGCGAGGAUGCUCUUGAAUUCAAGCCGGAACGAAUGAUUGACCCGAAAACGGGCAAGCUGCGCAAGCUUUCGCCGUACAUGUUUAGCAGCUUUGGAUCUGGGCAGCACGCCUGCAUUGGUCAGAAGUUUGCAAUGAUGCAGAUCAAGCUGACUAUGGCUACCCUCUUCAGUAUGUUUGAUAUCAAGACUGUCGAAGACCCGUGGAAACUUACUUACGAAUUCUCGCUCACUAUUCCAGUCAAGGGCUCUUUGGAUGUUAAGGUUACACCUUAUGUCACGUUUGCACCUGCAGCAACGUAG